UUUUUUUUUUUUUUAAUUGCAGGAGUUAGAGUUUAUACACAAGAGUUGUUGUACAAGCCAAAUGUGUUUGGUUGACAUAAAAAAUUAAGCAUUUUGAGCUCCAUAUUGCCCUUAAAGAUGACAAAAGAGUUAGAGUUUAUACACAAGAGUUGUGGUACUGUAGGGUACAGGCCAAAUGUGUUUUCUACAACAUUAUCUCAUCUUAUUGCCACUAACUGUGCUCAUUUGAUCAUGCCCAUUAUUCCCAUUAGAGAAAGGUUAAGGGAGAAAGCAGAAGAGUAUUUUGGGUGCCAGUAUGAGUUGUUUGUUGAAUUCACUGGUCUAAUCAGCUGGUGUAGAGGAGCAAGCAUCGGUUGGCACAGUGAUGACAAUAGACCUUACCUUAAACAACGGGAUUUUGCGGCAGUGUGUUAUUUAAAUAGUUAUGAAGCAGAUUUCAAGGGUGGUAUCUUUCACUUCAAGGAUGGAGAACCUGCAGAUAUUGUGCCCGUGGCUGGUGAUGUUAUCAUGUAUACGGCUGAUGACCAAAAUAUACAUUCUGUUGAUGAGAUUACUGAAGGGGAGCGAAUUACGCUUACUUUAUGGUUCAGCCGUGACGCUUCUUAUGAUGAAGACCCUAAAGUCAUCUCAUCUCUCUCACCAGCUUUAUCGGGUGUUGUAGAUAGCAAGUUGCGUUCAUAUUUACCUUUGCCGGGGUCCAUCAAUAUGUACUGGUUUCCACCAGACGAAGCUUCAAGUUUCUUAUCCGGAUUUGAUAUACGCUGCGGAAGAUUGCAUGUUGUUGGAUUCGAUAUCUAUCCAUUUCAGGAGACUUGCGAUUUAUCAGCAUCGGAUUCAUCUUACAACUUACUGGAGUUACUAUCAGAACCACUACUUUUAGCACGAGAAAGCCAGUUGUUUGAGACCCAAUUUCUUAAUAUAAUGCAUGCACUUCAGCAGAUGGUGCAGUUCUAUCUCUGGAAGUUCUCCAAUUUAAAGACAAAGGUCGAAGAAACGACUCCACAAGUAAUUCCGACUUCCCAGAAACAAAAAACUGAAAUAGAUCGUCUAAAAUCUGUGUUUCUGAAGGAUAUUCAACUCGGGGAACGUUUCUUUGGCCAUUCAAGACCCAUCAAAGACAAGGUGUAUGAAUUUGACUGGGUUACUUUUUCAGCUGCAGUUCCUGAAUGGGAAUGUUAUGUUUUCAAGUUACAGAGGGAACUGCUUUUGCAUUUACCUCAUUGGAGAACUAAUCAAUCCAUCUUUUGUGUUCCAUUGGGAGAUCUUGAGGAUUGAAUCUGGAUUUUGUAUAUAUUGUUACCAGAGACGGAUCCAGGAUUUGAAGUUUAUGAGUUUCUAAAACGAUUUUAAGUUACAUAUAAUAAUAACUGAGAUCACCGUCAAACAUUUAUAAGUGGACUUCUUACGGUCUUAACAAAAGUUACUAGAUUCACGUGAA
This is a messenger RNA of Lycium ferocissimum, 1438 nucleotides long. RefSeq lists its product as uncharacterized. The record is from RefSeq and is a predicted model, not a curated record. NCBI's taxonomy places the organism in Eukaryota, Viridiplantae, Streptophyta, Magnoliopsida, Solanales, Solanaceae. Gene Ontology annotation, molecular function: L-ascorbic acid binding; iron ion binding; oxidoreductase activity, acting on paired donors, with incorporation or reduction of molecular oxygen. Gene Ontology annotation, biological process: collagen metabolic process. The coding region runs from base 118 to 1275 and encodes 385 amino acids. The transcript has 8 exons.